Messenger RNA from Penicillium lagena, 672 nucleotides. RefSeq lists its product as uncharacterized. Bases 1 to 672 code for a protein of 223 amino acids. NCBI's taxonomy places the organism in Eukaryota, Fungi, Ascomycota, Eurotiomycetes, Eurotiales, Aspergillaceae. The transcript is spliced from 3 exons. The record is from RefSeq and is a predicted model, not a curated record.
AUGAAGAUAGUCCUAGCAGGCUCAACCGGCUUCAUCGGCCAGGAAGUUCUCCAGCAAUGCUUAGACAGUUCCAAAACUACCUCGGUGGUGGUGCUCUCGCGCCGCCAGUUACCUGCGCAAAAAGAUCAUGACAAAGCUAAGAAACUGCGAGUCGUUCUGGUGGAUGAUUUCCUGUGGUAUCCCGAUUCGGUCAGGGAUAUGAUUAAGGAUGCGGAUGCAUUUAACAGGGUGAGCAGGACACUGGGCAAAGCGCGCAUGCCCGAUAACGAAACAGCUCGCCGUGUGAGCGUGGACUAUACGCUCGCCGCCGUGCGGGCGUUGCAAGAGACGACAGAGAACAAGAUCCGCUUUGUGUAUUGCAGCGGAGCCGCGGCAGAGUGUGAUCAUAACAAGCCGUUAUGGUUUAUGCAGGAGUAUCGACGGAUUCGAGGCCAAGUGGAAACUGAGCUGAUGUCCCUGGCCGAGGCACACCCAGAUCACUUCGAUGCGUACAUCAUGCGCCCCGGCAUGGUUAUGUCGUCCGAGUUGACCCUGCGCAGCAUGUUGCUGUGCCUGACGACCUCCGUGCGGGUGGAUGUGUUGGCGGCCGCCAUGCUGGAUCUGGCAUUGGAUGGCGUCGAGAAAAAGACAUGGGAGAAUGAUGAGAUCAUCCAAGCGAAUAAAGAUAAAUGA